Amoebophrya sp. A120 is the source of this 453-nucleotide messenger RNA. The record is from the annotation of a GenBank genome assembly. NCBI's taxonomy places the organism in Eukaryota, Dinophyceae, Syndiniales, Amoebophryaceae.
GUCAUGUUUGCGUGAGUUCCUAAAUACAAGUUUGGUGAAGACAUACAAGUACAACGCCUUUCAGAUGUCGCGCCCACAACAAGACGAGCUACGGGGUAAGUGGCUUGAAGGCCGGCCACACCAUUUCAAGAACACAGUGCCGCUGUUGCAGAAGGCCGUCGGAUAUGCAUUGCAAAAGUGCUACUCUGGUAGUAGUCGAAUUUUGAAAGACGUCAAACCUGCUCCGCGUGACGCAUGGAAAAAUUUGUUGUGGUGAAUUAAUGCCGAGGGGGCCAGUUUUGUCAUGCUUUCUUGCAACCAGAAGGCAAGUCUUCCUUAACCAGAAGUCAAGUCAAGUCGUCCUCAAGCUCAAGCACGCAUUCGAUAUUAACUUUUGUAUUGCAUAUCGAACCGCGAGAGAAAAAAUUCCGUGGCAUGCGGGACAUCGGGAACUACAACAGCGAAAGGACGUAG